GCCAAUCAGAAUUAUACGUUGAAGCUUAGGCUUCGUGAGACAGUAAACAAGUGCGUCCUUAUCAACGCCAUGUAGAACAGGAAAGAGACUUGAUUGACUGUUGAAAUGAAGGUUCCAUGAAGUCCCAGUUAGGUCAUAAAAAUUCACAAAUUGCUGAUCAGUUAGGUCUGGGAAACCACCAGAUGCUUAUUUUCCCAAUUCACCAAAAACAAAAAAGUGCUGAGUGAAAAAUCAUAAUACAGGUCGUUGUCAAGGAAGAGAUUCACAUAGACAUGUCACUGUCAAGUGUAAAGCUGCGUUCAUUAUCGCAUAAGUUAUUGUCCCCUGCAGAAUGCCAACAACUCAAAAUCAUUAUUCAAUCCUUUAAGGAAAACCGCUCAAUCUUUGGAUUCUGCUCAUCUCUUAAAGUCAUCCUUAACACUACAGAGAAGAUGCAAAUUCUUACAUUGCUACACUCAAUGGUGCCAGAUGAUCUGUUGUCUGAUUACGAUAGCUUAUGUUGCAUUCAUUUUGAUUACUACAAGAAUGUUUUGCAGCCUAAAAUUAAAGAAAAUCUACUAAAGAAACAGAAGAAAUCACCACAGAAAGUAGUGGAUAAAAAGCCGUUCAGACAUGGUUCCGUUCUGGAGCCUGCUAAAGGAACGGUACAUGCAAGCGUAAGAGAAAAAAAGGACCGAAGAAGAACCAGGUCAAUGGAAGGGAGUCUUGAUGGUGCCCAGCUGCAGAGAGCCGCUCAGCGAGUUCCCGGUAGGAAAGAUAAGAAAGGAGAAGAGGUGGAAAGAAAAGAACGAAAACGAAGCAAGACCGCUCAUGUUGUGUUACUUGGAAUGACUUCAACUUCUGAUCUCCCUCCUGUUACAAAGAGCAAUCAAGGUUCAAGUGGAAGUGACAGAGCACCCCAAAAUGUCAAAGUUCGAAAGGUCAAGCUUGAGAAUCGUCCUGGUGAAAGUUUAGGAUUUUGCAUUCGUGGUGGAAAAGACUUGAAUGCAGGAAUUUUUAUAUCAUCUAUUGACCCUGGAGGUCAAGCAGAAAGCAAGGGCUUAAAAGUAGGAGAGCGGAUUCUAAAAGUGAAUGAUACCUCUCUGAAAAGUGUGACUCACGGAGAAGCCGUCGUUGCAAUCAAAUCUGCCUAUAAAUUAACUCUAUACCUUGCCCAGAUCGGCCAAAUGCCAGGCACACCGCAUGACACCCCACGGAGUCAAGAUGGGUCACAAUCACAAGGUAAACAAGAAGUGGUAUCAGUAAACAGAGAGAGGACUGUACUGCUUGUUGCUGAUGAUGAUGGCUUCCUUGGUUGCAGUAUAAGAGGUGGUGUGGACUAUGGAUUACCUGUAAUAGUUGCAAGUGUAGACCCCCUUUCACCUGCUCACAGGGCUGGACUCAAGAAGGGAGAACUCAUUGUACAGGUGAAUGGACAAGACAUCUCCGGACUGGACCAUUUAGAUAUUGUUGACAUGAUGACAAACUCUAACGUGGUGAAGAUGCUGGUGAUGCCUAGGAUAUGUAUGAAACAGAGGACAUCAAGCCAAAGUUCAGAUCUGAGGCGUAGUCCAAGACUACAAAAUGUUGGCAAUCAGAAGAAGGGAUCUACAUUGCUUACUCGUAAAUCUUCCUGCGCUUCCCAAUUGCCGUCAACACCGCUCAGAAUUCGCAAAAGGGUUGGAGAUGUGACAGCUCUUGAAGAAGAACUUCGCGCUACUCCCCCUAGAAGCACCUCUACACCUCUACCAAAUGAAGGUCAUAUGAAUCAGAAUAUACAAGUCAACGAAUCACUGUUCUCAUGUGAGAGGUCUACAUUUCAGCACAGCGAACAUCCGAUACCAACACUCACCUUUCAAGAGUCAGAUCAAGGAAAUGAUAUUAUUUCCUAUGUUAACACAUCUGGUGGAAGUUCCAUGGAAAAUAUUUCUCCGCAUGAUGAGAAGAUGAAGGAAUUUGAAAAAGGAACGAUACGGUUAAAUAUGAACAGCAAAGAGAAAUUAAAAGGUCUGAAAUUAGUUGAAAUUAAUUAUCACUCAGAUGGUAGUAGCAAGGAGGGUAACAGAAGACAAUCUGUAAAGAACAUAUUUUUUUCUCAGGAUGAACUUUGUAAUCGUGAUACAGAAGAAAAUAUUAGCAGUCAGGAUGUGUUGAUGGAUAAUCUGGAAAGUGAGGAAUCUGCUAACAUCCGAAACUGCAGUCCAAAACCUUCCAAUCAAGAUUUGCGUAGGCCUAAUGAUCAACAACAACAACUAAAUAUUCUAAGUUCUCCUAAUGUUACUCAAUCCCAGGAUCUUCUAAAGGUGUCAGGCAAGGUCUCGCCCUUAUUACUACCUUUACAGAAUAUUGAUGUAUCCUGCUGUGAUCAGUCACCAACCACUACAAAUCCAUCUAAACUGAAAAAGAAAUCAAGACUUUCUCUUGCAGCAAGAAUUUUCAGUAAAAAACGUGUGCACGGAAGUAUUAGCAGCAGCACGUCUGCAUACAGUAGCUCAGAAAGUUUAGACUCGAUGGUCCAGGGACGACAAUUGCCUUCUGUCAGUGUUGAUGAUGAUAGUAAUAAUCAAGACUGGCUUAUGUAUUAAGACAAUUUGAUACACACUUUUAUUAUUCAAAUUAUUAUUAUUGUAUAAUUAUUAUUACUAGUUGAAUACUUUAUCAUUAUUAUUAUUAUUAGAUUAUUCAACUCAACUGUAUACUGAAGUGGAUGAUGGUCUAUUUUAAAAUAUAUUAUAGCUUGUGUACUACUAUUUUGUUAUUUUUGUUACUGCUAUCAUACUAUUAUUACUAAUGAUAUUAUGAGCAUUUGUGUAGCACCCUCUACAUACACAAUUGUAGAAAGACAUUUUGUAUUCUCUAAACAAUUUUUUAUAAAAAAAAUGUUUAUGUCAGCUGUCUUUUAACCCCUUUAUUACAUAGCUUGUAUAGGCUAAUAUUUUAUUUCUUAUGAACCUGUAGACAUUUUAUGAAUUCAUUACCCGAGUAGUAAAAAAAUGUGUGGUGUACUAUAUAAAGUAGAAACUGAUUAAAACUACAAGAUGGUAACACCAUGGUGGUGUGAAUUGCCGGAGCUGCAACAGCCGGAACUUCUGCUUUUGAAUGUCGUAUAAUAUAAAAUUACUGUACUGCUGGUAGUAUGGUAAUGAGUGCACAAGAGCUUAUAUGCUAUAAGAAAAAGUGAACUGAAACAUUUUAACAGAAAAAAAGAAAACCUUUGCUUGUGGGGCAUUAACAAAUGCCCAAAGGCUCUCUAAAAGUGUUUACCGCAGUAAAAAGAGUAUAAAUAUAUAAAAACUAUACGAAUAAAUUAGCAUAUAUUGCAUGUCAUCUACAGGACUGUGUCACAAAACAUGGUACCUGUACAUAUUAUUUACCUUGUAAAAUACUGUUCAAAUAAUGUAAAAUAAAUUACUAAAUAAAUCAUUGCCUACUGAAACUAUAAAUAACUGUAAUUCACAACAAAUCACGUACAGUGGCUUAUCUAGGAGUCUUGAAAAGAAGGGGGAAGGGUGAAGUGAGUGGGUGCUAGCUCGCAAAAUAUGGUGAUAUGUGGAGACUUUCUUCUACUUUAGCUCAAUGAAGUUCGGGGGGGGGGGGGUUGUGCAAUUUUUUUUUUUAGUUGGGAGUGGGACAAGCACCCAUAGGUACGCCACUGAUCACUUAAAUAUACUCAAGUAUACAUAUUGAUAGAUAGAUUUUUAAAUUCUAUAGCGAUGUAUAUUGAUGUAGACAUAAUAAUUGGCUAAAAUAUCUAUUCAACCAGUGGUGGCGGCUCGGGGUGCGGCAGCUGUAGGUCGGGUACUCUCUCCUCUGUCCAAAUAAUCAUUUUGCCGAUCCAACCACUUUUACUGUGAUUGCAGUAGGUUGGUGGGGCAGGCAUGCCCCUUCCCCCCAGUUUUGCCACUAAUUUUUUUAAUUUCAGUGAAUGUCAAUGUUACGUAUUGAAAUAAAAAAAAAAAA
Messenger RNA from Anneissia japonica, 3939 nucleotides. RefSeq lists its product as uncharacterized. Bases 273 to 2564 code for a protein of 763 amino acids. Gene Ontology annotation, cellular component: stereocilium tip; plasma membrane; stereocilia ankle link complex. NCBI's taxonomy places the organism in Eukaryota, Metazoa, Echinodermata, Crinoidea, Comatulida, Comatulidae. Gene Ontology annotation, molecular function: protein binding. The record is from RefSeq and is a predicted model, not a curated record. The transcript is spliced from 9 exons.